This is a messenger RNA of Williopsis jadinii, 1661 nucleotides long. It is a transcript of the gene UGP1, whose product is annotated as UTP glucose-1-phosphate uridylyltransferase. Gene Ontology annotation, biological process: glycogen metabolic process; UDP-alpha-D-glucose metabolic process. NCBI's taxonomy places the organism in Eukaryota, Fungi, Ascomycota, Saccharomycetes, Phaffomycetales, Wickerhamomycetaceae. Gene Ontology annotation, cellular component: cytoplasm. The record is from RefSeq and is a predicted model, not a curated record. The coding region runs from base 38 to 1459 and encodes 473 amino acids. Gene Ontology annotation, molecular function: UTP:glucose-1-phosphate uridylyltransferase activity. The transcript has a single exon.
AUUUGACAACACGACAACAUCUGUUGCCGCCAGCCAAAUGCGCAACGCUUUGAACAAGCUGGCUGACACUGUGCCAUCAGGCGAGGAGAGGGCCAAGUUUGAGAACGAGAUGGACUCGUUCUUUGCUCUUUUCAGACGCUACUUGAGCGACAAGGCCAGCGGCACUGCGCUCGACUGGGAGAAGAUCAGCUCUCCCACGGCGGAAGAGGUUGUUGAUUACAAGACGAUUGCGGAGCCAACGGAUAACGCGCGCAACUUGGACAAGUUGGCUGUGCUGAAGUUGAACGGUGGGUUGGGUACGUCGAUGGGGUGUGUUGGUCCGAAGUCUGUGAUUGAGGUUCGUGACGGGAACACGUUUUUGGAUUUGGCGGUGCGCCAGAUUGAGUACUUGAACAGACAGUACGACAGUGACGUGCCGUUGUUGUUGAUGAACUCGUUCAACACGGACGAGGACACGCACAACGUCAUCAGAAAGUACGGUGGGCACAGAAUCAGAAUCAAGACGUUCAACCAGUCCAAGUAUCCAAGGGUGUUGAAGGACUCGCUCUUGCCGGUGCCAUCGUCGUACGAUGACCCAAUUAACUGCUGGUACCCUCCAGGUCACGGUGACUUGUUUGAGUCACUCCACGCCUCUGGUGAGUUGGAUGCGUUGCUGGAACAAGGCAAGGAGAUCCUCUUUGUCUCUAACGGUGACAACUUGGGUGCCACCGUUGACGGUAAGAUUUUGAACCACAUGCUUGAAACUGGCGCCGAGUACAUCAUGGAAUUGACCGACAAGACCAGAGCAGACGUUAAAGGUGGUACUUUGAUCAACUACGGUGGUCAAGUUAGAUUGUUGGAAAUCGCCCAGGUUCCAAAGGAGCACGUUGAGGAGUUCAAAUCCAUCAAGAAGUUCAAAAACUUCAACACUAAUAACUUGUGGAUCAACUUGAAGGCCAUCAAGAGAUUGAUCGAGUCCAAUGCGAUCCAAUCCGAGAUCAUUCCAAACGGCAAGACCAUAACCAACAAGCAAGGCCAAGAGGUUAACGUUUUGCAAUUGGAAACAGCUGUUGGUGCCGCCAUCAGACACUUUGACGGCGCCCAUGGUGUCGUGGUUCCAAGAUCAAGAUUUUUGCCAGUUAAGACAUGCUCUGAUUUGUUGUUGGUGAAGUCUGACUUGUUCUACUUGGAGCACGGUGCCUUGAGAUUGGAUCCUUCAAGAUUCGGUGCCAACCCAUUGAUCAAGUUGGGUUCCCACUUCAAAAAGGUGUCAGACUUCAACUCCAGAGUGGGUCACAUCCCUAAGAUCUUGGAAUUGGACCAUUUGACCAUCACUGGUAACGUCACCUUGGGUAAAGGCGUGGUGUUGAAGGGUACCGUGAUCAUUGUUUGUCAAGACGGCCAAAGAAUCGACAUUCCAAACGGCUCCGUCUUGGAGAACGUUGUCAUCACUGGUAACUUGACCAUCCUGGAGCACUGAUCUCCGCACUCUUUCCAAUUCGUCUGAGUAAAUCAAAAAGAAGUUCUUUAGUGGAGCCAUAUAUAUAAGUUGUGUUACUUAUUUCGCUAAAGAAGGAGAAAAAAGAGCAAAAAAAAAAGAUACCAUCAGCACGAACAUGUUGAUGAUGAUUUUAAAAGCUUUCUUUUAGCAUUGUCAAGAUCUGUUGUAUAUACCAAAGGGC